Messenger RNA from Arvicanthis niloticus (Nile rat), 3645 nucleotides. It is a transcript of the gene Npnt, whose product is annotated as nephronectin. Lineage: Eukaryota; Metazoa; Chordata; Mammalia; Rodentia; Muridae. The record is from RefSeq and is a predicted model, not a curated record. Gene Ontology annotation, cellular component: membrane. Gene Ontology annotation, molecular function: calcium ion binding.
GGCUGCGCGGCGCGUCCCUCCCGCCUCGCUCCUCCCCGCGGGCGGCGCGGCUCCCGCCGCAGCGCCUCCCCUCGCCAGGAGGGAGCCGGAGGGGCUCUGCCAGCCCGCCGCAGACCUGCCCGGCUGCGCGCCGCGUCCUGUGCGCCCCAGUAGCCGCGGGUGCCCCGCCGAAGGUGGCCAGGAGAUCCCGGGACGCGCGGCUCCCCGCACCCCCCGGCGACCCCGCGUCCUGGUCCGCCGGCAUGGCUGUGCUCCUAGCGGCGGUGCUCGCGUCCUCGCUCUACCUGCAGGUGGCCGCCGACUUCGACGGGAGGUGGCCCAGGCAAAUAGUAUCUUCAAUUGGCCUAUGUCGUUAUGGAAGCAGAAUUGACUGCUGCUGGGGCUGGGCUCGCCAGUCCUGGGGACAGUGUCAACCUGUGUGUCAACCACAGUGCAAACACGGAGAGUGCGUCGGGCCAAACAAGUGCAAAUGUCACCCUGGAUUUGCUGGGAAAACCUGCAACCAAGAUUUAAACGAGUGUGGCCUGAAGCCGAGGCCGUGUAAGCACAGGUGCAUGAACACUUUCGGCAGCUACAAGUGCUACUGUCUCAACGGAUACAUGCUGAUGCCAGACGGGUCCUGCUCAAGUGCCCUAUCAUGUUCCAUGGCAAACUGUCAGUAUGGCUGUGAUGUGGUCAAAGGACAAGUCCGAUGCCAGUGUCCGUCCCCUGGCCUGCAGCUAGCUCCUGAUGGGAGGACCUGUGUGGAUAUUGAUGAAUGUGCGACUGGGAGAGUCUCCUGCCCUCGAUUUAGGCAGUGCGUCAACACGUUUGGGAGCUACAUCUGCAGGUGUCAUACUGGUUUCGACCUCAUGUACAUUGGAGGCAAAUAUCAAUGUCAUGACAUCGACGAGUGCUCCCUUGGACAGCACCAGUGCAGCAGCUAUGCUCGAUGUUACAACAUAUAUGGGUCUUACAAGUGCCAGUGUAAAGAUGGAUACGAGGGGGAUGGACUGAACUGUGUGUAUAUCCCCAAAGUCAUGAUUGAACCUUCAGGUCCAAUUCAUAUGCCAGAGAGAAAUGGUACAAACCUAAAGGGUGAUGGAGGGCAUGCUAAUAGGAUUCCUGAUGCUGGAAGUACAAGGUGGCCCCUGAAGACGCCAUAUAUUCCUCCUGUCCUUACCAAUAGGCCUACUUCCAAGCCAACAACAAGACCUACACCAAACCCAACACCACAGCCUACUCCACCACCCCCACCACCCCUCCCAACAGAGCCCAGAACAACUCCACUACCACCAACCCCAGAAAGGCCAACCACCAAACCCACCACUUUAGCACCUGCUACCAGUACUGCUACACGAGUAAUUACGGUUGACAACAGGAUACAGACGGAUCCUCAGAAACCCAGAGGAGAUGUGUUCAUUCCACGGCAGCCUUCAAAUGACCUGUUUGAAAUAUUUGAAAUUGAAAGAGGAGUCAGCGCAGACGAGGAAGCAAAGGAUGACCCAGGUAUUCUUAUACACAGCUGCAAUUUUGACCAUGGACUUUGUGGAUGGAUCAGAGAAAAAGAUAGCGACUUGCACUGGGAGCCAGCCAGGGACUCAGCAGGUGGACAGUAUCUCACAGUGUCUGCAGCCAAAGCCCCAGGGGGAAAAGCCGCUCGCUUGGUGUUACCUCUUGGCCACCUCAUGCAUUCAGGGGACCUGUGCCUGUCCUUUAGGCACAAGGUGACUGGGCUGCAUUCGGGCACACUGCAGGUGUUUGUGAGAAAACAUGGUACCCACGGAGCAGCCCUGUGGGGAAGAAAUGGUGGCCAUGGCUGGAGGCAAACUCAAAUUACCUUGCGAGGGGCUGACGUCAAAAGCGUCAUCUUCAAAGGUGAAAAAAGGCGUGGUCACACGGGGGAGAUUGGAUUGGAUGAUGUGAGCUUGAAAAGAGGUCACUGCUGAGAAGAACACUGGCAGCUCCCCAGCUAGCAGUGAAUUUGUCGCUCUCCCUCGUUUUCCAAUGCUUGCCUUCUCAUCUCCCUCUUAUCAGGCCUAAAGCAGGAGUGGGUCAGGAGAAGGCUUCUUGGUGACUCAGGUCUUGGUGGCCUGUUUUUGUGCAAUCCCAGUGAACAGUGACACUCUCAAGUACAGGAGCAUCUGGAGACACCUCCGGGCCCCUCUGGGGUGGAACCUUCUACCUGUAUCUUCUUUAGGAAGGCCUUUGGCAUGUGUGACCCGUGCCAUCCUUCAUCCUGGUUAUAGAGUGGGCCUGCUAGCCAAUUUUGGGAGAUGUUUUCAUUCUGUGCAAAUGGUAUUCUGUGAUCUGUCCAGUGGUGUACCUUGAGUAGUAUUGACUUUGCUUACAGGAUGAUGUACAGCGUGCUUGUGAAACUAGUGUAUCCUUUUCACUUCAGUUACUUCUGGCCUGACCUCAACUCUGACUUUACUGCCAUACACUUUAUAACGGAAGGGUGUGCAACAUAUUAAGAUGCAUUUAUUCUUGUUAACUGUGUCUUUCUGUUAAAGACAGUUAUAUAGGGUGGGCAUGGAAUUUCUCGUUAGUAGUACUGUGAUUGUGUAAAUGUGCUAUUAAUAUAAGUAUUUACGUGUUCCUAAUAUCCACAGACUCUAGUUGCAAGGUCAAAGGCAGCUUAUGAUCCCCUGAGUUAAAAAAUUACAUGAUGACCUAUCAUCCAUGCUAUGUAUGACCUUAAACAGUCAGCAAGAAAACUGGCAGAGGUGUGUCCCUUGGGGUAGUGGAAUGAUGGCUUUAUUUCUAUGUCCUUGAGUUUGACCCAUACAGAAGAAAGUAAACCAUUAAAGGGAAGAGAGGAUAGGCAGUUAAUAUAUAAAACCCCCAUUUCCAGUUAAACUCUAAACCAACAGCUUUCACUAUUGUUACACACCUCCAUCGGUAAGAAGCCUUGUAAAGAUUUUGGGUGUGCAGAGUGGAAGACUAGAGGACAGCCCAUAAGACAGGCAUUUAUAAUGAGCUUUAAAUUGGCAAGGUUUUCACGAGCAUAGCUCACAAUUUACAUGUCACCUGAGGAUGGGCUGGGAAGCAGGCCUGUGUACCGAGGCGACGCUCACCAUGAUGGAACGACACCCGUGCAGUAGAGGAGGACAAGAUUGGAAUUGUAAUAUCCACAGAGCCCCAACCGCGUCUCCUCCCUGUCCGACCUCUGGAUUAAAGACACAUAACUUUAAAGAGUCAACUUUCUCCUUACAUUUCUCUCCCUUCUGAUUAAGUAAUCAAAAUAUUUUCUGCUGUUUUUGCCAGGAGACACAAAGAUGAUUAAAGGGUUGGAAAAAGAGAUCUAUGGUGAAAAACUAAAGGAACUGGGAAUGUUCCGCCUGGAGAAGAGAAGACUGAGGGGCAGACCGUGGGGGCUCUUCCAGGCCGCGAAGGGUUGGCACCAAGAACUUGGAGAACACCUGUUCUCCAUGUGUACUGAGAAUAGGACCAGAGGAAACAGGCUUAGGCUAGAGUGUGAGGGGGCGUUUCCUAGCAGGGACAGUUGCUAAGCCCAGUCCUUUAUGAAAAAGAAGUGUGAUCAUAUUUAUAUUCUCUCUCUCUCUCUCCCUCUUCCUCCUCCCUCCUUUUACUUCUACCUUCAUCUCUCUCCCUCUUUCUGUUCUGUCCUCCUUCUAUCUUCUCUCUCCUUUCCCUCCAUUAAAA